Messenger RNA from Sinocyclocheilus rhinocerous, 931 nucleotides. RefSeq names its product claudin-10-like. NCBI's taxonomy places the organism in Eukaryota, Metazoa, Chordata, Actinopteri, Cypriniformes, Cyprinidae. The coding region runs from base 137 to 931 and encodes 264 amino acids. Gene Ontology annotation, cellular component: membrane; bicellular tight junction. Gene Ontology annotation, molecular function: structural molecule activity. The record is from RefSeq and is a predicted model, not a curated record. The transcript has 7 exons.
CAUCUACCUUAUAAACUGUUGUGUAACUUUCUAACACACUCACAUGUCGUCGAAUAAAGCACUGAAAGAGCAGAAGAUGAGAGACCCACAAUGAGACAGAGCAGGUGGCCGCUACACUGAUAAAGAACGUGGGAAAAUGGGCAAUAUGGCAACAGAGAUCGUUGCCUUCCUUCUCACCAUAUCCGGAUGGAUUCUGAUCUCCUCCACGCUCCCGACUGACUACUGGAAAGUGUCCUCAGUGGACGGGACAGUCAUCACCACGGCAACCUUUUGGUCCAAUCUCUGGAAGACGUGCGUUACGGAUUCAACCGGAGUCUCCAACUGCAAGGACUUUCCUUCUAUGCUUGCACUGGAUGUUUUCCUCCAUGUAUGCCGGGCCCUGGCUGUCGUCUCUGUGAUCUUUGGCUUCUGGGGGGCUGUUCUUGCCCUCAUUGGGAUGAAAUGUACCAAAAUCGGAGGCUCUGAGCUUGCCAAUGCCAGAGUUACAUUCGCAGCAGCACUGACAUACAUGGCAUCCAGUUUCUGUGGUAUGAUAGUGUACUCCUGGUGGGGAAAUAAAAUGCGUUCAGACUUUGUGGAUCCAUAUUACUUGGAACAGAAGUAUGUUGAGCUCGGUGCAGCUCUCUUCAUCGGUUGGGGAGGUUCGUGUCUGGUUAUAUGUGGAAGUGCAGUCAUGUGGUAUUUCUCUGCAAGAAUGUCAUUCCCACGAAGCUUUACCAAGAAACCCAGAAGACCCCCAACUUACAUGACAGCACGAACUAGACAGACGUACAUGCUGCCGGGCUCGUCCAGACCCACAACAUUCAUCAUCCCUCCUUCACACCAAUCAUACAGAGUGAACAGAGAAAAUAGAGAGAGUAGAGGGAGGAGAGGAACACAAGAAAGCCAGUUUCAAAGAACUGUCAGGCCCCUCAUAGACUCAACCGUGUAA